Messenger RNA from Ixodes scapularis (black-legged tick), 2189 nucleotides. RefSeq names its product damage-control phosphatase ARMT1. Gene Ontology annotation, biological process: DNA damage response. The coding region runs from base 69 to 1598 and encodes 509 amino acids. The transcript has 4 exons. NCBI's taxonomy places the organism in Eukaryota, Metazoa, Arthropoda, Arachnida, Ixodida, Ixodidae. The record is from RefSeq and is a predicted model, not a curated record. Gene Ontology annotation, cellular component: cytoplasm; nucleus. Gene Ontology annotation, molecular function: phosphatase activity.
CACCGUCGGCUUGUCCUCGCUCAGCUAUCGACAGCCCAACAAUCAGCGACAUCGCGUCGACCUUGAACAUGGCGUCCACCGCCGCAGCUGAUUCGGAUCCUGCGUCCCGAAACCCCGCUCCGGAAAAGCCGACAUCUCGACUCAAAUCCGCCGACUCGGGAUCUACCAGCGCUUUGGAACAGAAUACCCCGAAAUCGCCUAUCCAAGCAGCCUCGGCAGACACGCCGGACGGAGAGUCGACCGAUGUCUCGACGCCCGGAACGCCCGGGCCCUCGGUGCUGCCGCCUCCGCUGUGCGCCAAGUACGAAGACAGCUUCGCGUACAAGACCGUCCGAGAGAGGCUGCCGGUCAUCCUGACCCGGGUGAUAGACGCGCUGUUCCGGGACCGCAUGGCGAUCGAGCGUCGCCAGGGCAGCGAAGCCCGCGAGCAGUCCAGGCAGGUGGUGGGACGCCUGUCCAAGUUGCGCAGCGACAUGAUGACCAACAAGCCCCUGGCCCGCAUCACAGAUGAUUAUGCCGACGCGGCGCUUUGGAACCGGGCGUUCGAGGAGUGGAGCGAAUUGGAGCCGCCACGCUGGUUCCAGGCCCCCUGGCUGUACGUGGAGUGCUACCUGUACCGGCGCAUCUUUGAGGCCUUCCAGUUGACCACCCUGCUGCGAGACUACGACCCCUUCGCCCAGCAGAAACGGGAGGCCCUGUUCGAGUCCCUGAGUGCCAUCCGCAGCCUCACCGACUUCGCGCGCAAGAACGCCCAUUCCAGGGCCAGCCUGGAGACCAUCAGGCCCGUGGCAUUGAGGCUCAUCGAGGUGUCCCUGUGGGGCAACCGCUGCGACCUGUCCCUCUCAGGCGGGGCCGCGUCCAACCCCUCGGGCGGGGCUCUGCAGGAGACACAGUCCCUGCGCGCCAAGAUCCUCUGCAACCAGCUGACGCGCUUGUGGGCACACCUGGGCCGCAUGCGUAACCGGGCGAGCGGCGGCAUCCCUACCCAGCUGCACCUGGUCAUGGACAACGCGGGCUAUGAGAUGGUCACGGACCUCUGCCUGCUGGACUACCUCCAGGAGUGCGGCUUCAUCUCCCGGGCCUGCCUACACGUCAAGGCCAUGCCGUGGUACGUCUCGGACGUCAUGCGGCGCGACCUUUACAAGACUUUGCGCCAGCUACGUGACCUGAACCACGAGCCGACGUCUGCCCUGGCCCAGCGCUGCUUGUCCCGGCUCGAGAGCGGCGCCUGGGCCGCGUCCGAGGACCCCUUUUGGACACUGCCGCACGACUACGCCCGCAUGGCCGCCCUCGCGCCCGAGCUGUAUUGCUCCCUGCAAGAGGCUGACCUGGUGCUUUUCAAGGGCGACCUUAACUACCGCAAGCUGGUGGGCGACCUACGCUGGGAACCCUCCACGCCGUUCGAGGUGGCGCUGCGCGGCUUCCUCCCAACCUUCUUGUGUGCCCUGCGCACCAUCAAGGCGGACACAGUUGCCGGUGUGGACGCUGACCUGGCAAGGGAGGUGGCACACCGGUCGCCAGACUGGAUGGUCACAGGGGAGUACGCCCUGGUGCAGUGUGCGGGUAGGACUCUGUGGUCGCGCGACAGCGAACCGUGACGUUGAGCCCGUUCCUUCAGAAGCACGCCGACUAUGCGCGGGUUGGCUUCCCAAGCUCUUGUGGAGUGUUGUUGACGAAAUGCUCAAAUGCAAGGUUAAGCGCCAAACACACGAGCGACAAAAACGGGAGUUGCCUGACUGUUACCGUAGCAACCAUCGCUUGACGUGGCCCUAUGCUACGCUGACGUGCCGUGGUGACGAUUGCUAUGGCAACCGUCACGCGAAAUUCGUAAGGAUGUCGCGUGACACGCGACAUAAGACAUCUUGAAACGUUUUUUGGAGUCAUUGUCAAGUGCACGUUUAUGUUUCAUUCAUUCCAAAAGGAGCACAAUUUUAUGCUCCUUUUGGGUAUAUAUCAAAAUUAAUACUUUGAUUCAUGUGGAACAACUUGGUUUAUUGUCUCCUCCCGUUAAAAGAGCCACCCACCAAUUCAUUCUUGCAAACCAAAUUAAUGAAUUGCCUAGAAGUAUGGAACACAGAGGCAGCCAUCGUCAAGAUAGCCAGCCAAAAAGCAAACAAUUCUUUUAGCUUUGGGGCUAUUCCAUAUUUAUGCUGUUAUCGGUAUAUUAAAGAGUUGAUUGUUGUUGCCGA